CGCGCUGCGCUCGUCCUGCUGCACGGCUUCAUCGAGCACCACCUGCGCUACGACCACGUGCUGCGCUUCUUUGCCAGCCAGGGCAUCGACGCGCUCGCCUUCUCGCAGCGCGGCUUUGGCGCGCGCAGCAAGGGCGAGUACGGCGACACGAGCUGGAAGGAGCAGUACGAGGAUGUGGAGGAGGUGCUGGUUGAGAUGAGGAAGACGCUGGACGCGCAGUACGAGGGCAGACUGCCGAUGUACCUCUAUGGCCACUCGAUGGGCGGCGGUCUGGCGUUCGGCUUCUUCACGCGUCCCUCCUCUUCUGCUGUGCCAUCCGCCUCGACGAAAGCGCUCAUCUCCGGCGUGAUCUGCUCUUCGCCCUGGCUCCGCCUCGCGCAUCCUCCUCCGGGCGUCGCCUUCUGGCUCGCGCCUCGGCUGCUCAAGCUCUUCCCAAAGAUGCCGUGGUAUGCGCCCGUCAACCCGGCGGAGCUGUCGCACGAUCAAGCAGUCAUCGAUGACAACAAGUCCGACCCGCUCAUCUCGCCGCGUGUCUAUCUCCGAGCCGUUGUUGGUCCUCUCCUCGGCGGCCUCAAGCUGCUGAGUGACGAGUACAAGAACUGGCCUGCAGACCUGCCGAUUCUGUUCACGCAUGGCGAGGACGAUCCGGUGACGGACUGCAAGGCGUCGCGAGAGAUGGAGAGCAAGAUUGAGGCGCGGGAUAAGGAGUGCAAGACGUGGAAGGGCGCGUACCAUGAGGUGCACAAUGAGGAGGGCGAGAUGAAG
Molecule: messenger RNA, 765 nt
Organism: Tilletiopsis washingtonensis
Lineage: Eukaryota; Fungi; Basidiomycota; Exobasidiomycetes; Entylomatales
Product: alpha/beta-hydrolase
Exons: 2
Cellular component (GO): membrane
Molecular function (GO): lipase activity
Source: RefSeq, a predicted model, not a curated record